This is a messenger RNA of Glycine soja, 2803 nucleotides long. Its product is annotated as glycerophosphodiester phosphodiesterase GDPDL1-like. The transcript has 9 exons. Lineage: Eukaryota; Viridiplantae; Streptophyta; Magnoliopsida; Fabales; Fabaceae. The coding region runs from base 177 to 2441 and encodes 754 amino acids. Gene Ontology annotation, biological process: lipid metabolic process. The record is from RefSeq and is a predicted model, not a curated record. Gene Ontology annotation, molecular function: glycerophosphodiester phosphodiesterase activity.
AUGUAAAUACACAACAGAUCACAAUGAUAGAAUGCAAGAAAGGAAAUACUAAAAGGUGCCACUUGAGAAAAAGUUUUUCCCCUGAGUUAAGACCUCAUUGUCUCUCACACACACACUUUCUCUCUCUCUAAAAGUUUUGAGGUUGUUCCUGCUCUUAAUCUGCCAAGGUUGCCGGGAUGUCGAACUCACGCGCUCUCUCUGCGCCACUCGCUCUGCUUCUUCUUCACUCGCUCCUUUUUCUCGUCUCUGCUCAGAGAUCUACCUGGAACACUCUCGGCGGAGGUGCGCCGUUGGUUGUAGCACGUGGUGGAUUUUCGGGGAUACUUCCUGAUUCCAGUGGUGCUGCCUAUAAUUUGGCAGUAAUAUCGACUGGGCCAGAUGUCUAUAUAUGGUGUGAUGUGCAAUUAACAAAAGAUGGAGUUGGGAUUUGCCAGCCAGAUAUAAAUCUUGCAAAUUCUACUUACAUUGCAACCAUUUACCCAAAUAAAACCACAAGUUACUCAGUUAAUGGUGUGCCCACCAGUGGCUAUUUUCCUCUGGAUUAUACCCUGAAGGACCUAUCUAGUGUCAUCUUAACUCAGGGAGUAUACUCUCGAUCCACCCUGUUUGAUGGAAACAAUUUUGGAAUUCUUACUGUUGAUGAUUUAGUUAAAUUAGAUAAAAAACCAAAAGGAAUAUGGUUGAAUAUUCAGCAUGAUGCAUUCUACGCACAACACAAUUUGAGUAUGAGAAGCUUUGUGCUUUCAGUUUCUAGAAGCGUAGUUUUCAGUUAUAUCUCAUCACCUGAGGUUGGUUUUCUGAGAAGUAUAGCAUCACGUUUCAACCCAAAAACAACAAAAUUGGUCUUCAGGUUUAUGAGACAGAGUGACGUAGAUCCAUCAACCAAUCAGACUUAUGGUUCGCUUUUAAAAAAUCUAACAUUUAUCAAGACAUUUGCUUCUGGAAUUCUUGUUCCAAAGGGAUACAUAUGGCCCGUAGAUGCAACUCUUUAUCUACAAUCACAUACAUCUUUGGUCUCAGAUGCACAUAAAGCAGGGCUGGAAGUUUUUGCAUCAGAUUUUGUGAAUGAUGUUCCAUCUAGCUUCAAUUACAGUUAUGAUCCUCUUGCCGAGUACCUCCAAUUUGUAGACAAUGGUGACUUCUCUGUUGAUGGUGUGCUGUCUGAUUUUCCCAUAACUCCAUUUGAAGCUAUAGGUUGCUUUGCUCACCUAGGCACCAAUGCUACGAAAAAAGAUAAAACUUUGGUUAUCUCAAAAUAUGGAGCAAGUGGAGAUUAUCCUGCUUGUACCGACUUAGCAUAUAAUAAGGCCAUAUCUGAUGGUGUGGAUGUUCUUGACUGUCCUGUUCAAAUGUCUAAGGACGGAACACCAUUUUGCUUAAACUCCAUUGAUCUUAUAGAGAGUACAACAGUCGCCCAAUCAAGCUUCAGCAAAUUUGCCAUGACUAUCCCUGAGAUCAAAUCUGGCAGUGGCAUAUUUGCAUUCAACUUGACAUGGAAUGAUAUAAAAAUCUUGACCCCCUCAAUAUUGAACCCUUUUGCAAAAUACAGAUUGUUCAGGAAUCCAAGAUCUAAGAAUGCUGGGACAUUGUUGGCAUUAUCAGAUUUCUUGUCCUUGACAAAAAAUCAGACUUCUCUAUCAGGUGUUGCUAUCAUUGUUGAGAAUGCAGCCUAUCUUGCAGACAAGCAAGGAUUAAGUGUGAUUGAUGCUGUCAUCGGUGCUUUAAGCAAAGCAGGUUAUGAUAAACCAGGAUCCCAAAAGGUUUAUAUUCAAUCCACUAAUAGUUCUGUACUGCUGAAAUUCAAGGAGAAAACCAGUUAUGAGCUUGUGUACAAGAUUGACGAGACUGUUGGAGAUGCAGCUAAUGCAGCUGUUGAGGAUAUAAAGAGCUUUGCUAGUUCUGUUGUUGUCAACAAGGACUCCGUAAUUCCUAAUAAUAAUCUAUUCCUGACGGCCUAUACAAAUAUUGUGCCAAAGCUAAAAAAUGCUAACCUCUCAGUUUUUGUAGAAACAUUCAGCAAUGAGUUUGUGUCUCAAGCAUGGGAUUUCUUCUCAGAUCCAACUGUUGAGAUCAACUCGUAUAUUGAGGGAGCACAAAUUGAUGGUAUCAUCACAGACUUCCCUAAAACUGCUGACAGAUACAGAAGGAACAAAUGCUUAGGUUUGGGUGACAACAAACCUACUUACAUGGAACCUGUUCAACCAGGUGGUCUUUUUGGACUCAUUACCAAAGAAUUCUUGCCUCCAGCAGAGGCUCCGCUUCCACCCUUGACAGAAUCUGAAGUGGCAGAGUCACCUUUGCCUCCUGUUGCUAAAAUAGCCCCAGCUUCCAGCCCGAAUGCCAGAACCAAAUUUCCACAGGGAAAUUCACAGCCUAAGGUCACUGUCUGCUUCUUCUUGUCCACUCUGGCUGUGUUUAUAGCUUCUCUUCUUCUGCUUUGAGUAAAAUCAUCUCUAAACUUCCUUCUAAGAAAAAAAAAUGGAGAAAAGGUUGCUUUUGGUGGUCUCAACCCUCUAUUUUCCACAUCUCUUCUAGGUUUGAGUGGCAUGAAGCUUUUGGCUUCAGACUAGAUGAACAAUCCACAUUUUUUUUUGUUCUUCUUAGAAGGAGCAAAUUCUUUCAAUCUUAUUUGUUGUAGCUACGCUUGUCCAUUCUUAGUUCCUCAAUUGCUUCUCGGGUUGGAUACUAUGAGCACAAAAGCCUGCGUGGUAUAUAUCUAUGAAUUCUUUUUAGAUGUGUAUUUUGUAUCUUUUGCUGCAAGAUAUAUUUAUAUUUAAUACUUGUCGGGGUGCAUUUCGCAUUA